GAUCACUCCUCCCAUUAAGAGCGACGCGUCAGCGAACUCCUAGACAACCUGCUGCUGUAAAGUGAAAACUAUCCUGUACACUCUACAACUUCUAAACGCUUGCCACGUCUGAUUCAUAACAACUCGCGUAAGUUUAUUUUCCUUUAAAAAUAUCCCAACGAGUUCGAAGAAGAGAACAGCUGGAGGCUUUUUACGGAAGCCGGUGUUACUUUGUUAAACAUGGCUGACGACUUCGGCUUUUCCGCCUCCGACAACGGAGUUCACGUGGAGGAGGACCCGGCCGCGGCGUUUCUCGCCCAGCAGCAGAAUGAGAUCGCGGUGAUCGAAAACGACGACGCCGGGUUCGGCGCGCUGGAUGACGCCGGACCUCCGCCCGCGGACGCGGACACGUACACGUCUUUCGGAGGUGAUUUUGGAGGAACAACGGCUGUAAACGGAGAUAUGUUCCAGGACGCCAACGGCACAGCUGACAGCUACUCAGCCAUUGCCCAAGCUGACAUUCAGAGGCAGGAACCAGAAAGCUUGCGCAAAUGGAGGGAGGAACAAAGGGAUCGGCUGGAACAAUUAGAUUCAGCUGCUAAAGCAGCUGAGGCCGUGUGGAGAGAGAAAGCCCAGAAGGAACUAGAGGAUUGGCAUGUACACCAGAAAGAACAGAUGGAGAAAAACAAAUCCAACAACAGGAUCGCUGAUAAGACUUUCAACAAACAGCCCAACUCUGAUGUCAUAGGCUUUGUAGUGUCAGAAACUGCUUUUCUGAAGGAGUGUGAUGACGACAGCCCCGGCACAGAAUGGGAGAAAGUGGCCCGUCUUUGUGACUUCAACCCCAAAACCAGCCGCCAGACUAAAGACGUGUCUCGGAUGCGCUCGGUGCUCAUUUCUCUGAAACAGACGCCUCUGGUUCGCUAAAACAUCUCCCUCUCGUGAUUUACUGGCUUUCUUUUUUUUUCCCUCUUGCACUUUAUUUUAAUGAAGCUGGACAUCUAACAGAGUAAAGGAUUUUUUUUUAGAAAGUGUACAAUUUAGUGUAUUUAAGCUUCAUAUUUAUGUACCCUGAUGUUUUAUGGUGUCAAGAGUAUUUAGUUUGGCUAUUCUACAUUUUCAGGAAUUUUAUACACGAAGAGAAAAAUUCAAGUGUGCCUCCGACUUUUAAAAACAAGUUAAUUUGUUUAUCACAUUAAUCCGCAGGGCAAUAGUUUUUUUAUUUUAGUCCAGUGAUUGUUGUGACUUUUCAGUUUACUCAAUAGUGAUUGUGGUGACAUUUACGGUACCCACAAAUCUCCAGACAGCGUUAUUAUUUUUGUUCCUGUGGUGGCCCAUUAAACAAGAAACCGAGGUGUUUUGUUACUUAAUAUGGACGCAGGUUUGUUUGCACCUCUCUCUUUAUGAAGUAUUUUAAACUUUCUUCAUAAACUCUACUAAAAUCAGUAUCAAGGUUUGGUAUUAUCUGCUUUUGUGCAUUUCUGCUCACUGUCAAGAGGGAAUUAGUUGUGUUCAUAAGUCUGCUACGGUUCAUUUUUUGUGGUUAUAAUUAAAUCAUUUAGUGAAUUAAAGUUAUGCAUGUAAUGUUUGUUUUUAUGUCUGAAGUGACCGUAAUAGUCAGCAGAUGCGAUUUUGCUGCAGGAUUAUAAGAUCACAGCAUUUAUAAUGCAUGGUUGUAUUACUCUGCCAUUAUAACAUUGGACAACAUAGAAAUCUACAUUACUUAUAUUUAGCACAUGUUCUUAGCAGUUUUCUCUGACGAUAUACAUAAGGGACAAAUAAUACCAGGUUUGAACCACAUCUUUAGCAAAAUGUAGUGUUUUGUAUGUAAUGUGGCCUCAGUCCAAUACAGCAAUGAAUACUGUGCCUGAACUUUUUGCUAACUGAGAUUUCAUGUCUGGCCUUCAUCACUCAAUCUGCCAAAAUCUGACGGCUAGAAAAGGAUAGCACAUAAAACAAUGCAGGUAGUGAUCCUUUUGUACAAAACACAUUUGCUGUUAGUUGAACGAGUUUGUCCAGAUGUUGAAAUUGUAGUUCUGCUUGUUACAUGACAUGUCUUGAAAUGUUACUGAUGGUUCCACAGAGUAGUUAAUUUUAAUUGCUUUUAAAACAACUCAAAUUUAUUUGCUUAUUUUGACAAGUUAAGGUCUAAAACAUCUGCUUAUGUUUAACCUGAUUCGGGGUCAUUUUUUACUACUCUAAUGAAAACAAAGUGCAGCUUGUUUGAUUAAGCUUUUUUUAUUUUAGCUUCUCAUAACUCUAUGAAUGAGUGUGCAUUGAUACAGACCAUGCAAUACUGAUGCAUAAUUUAAUAAAAGCCUCAAUUCAA
This is a messenger RNA of Triplophysa rosa, 2308 nucleotides long. RefSeq names its product clathrin, light chain B (gene cltb). Gene Ontology annotation, biological process: clathrin coat assembly; clathrin-dependent endocytosis; intracellular protein transport. The transcript is spliced from 6 exons. Gene Ontology annotation, molecular function: structural molecule activity; clathrin heavy chain binding. Gene Ontology annotation, cellular component: clathrin coat of trans-Golgi network vesicle; postsynaptic endocytic zone cytoplasmic component; plasma membrane. The record is from RefSeq and is a predicted model, not a curated record. Bases 220 to 906 code for a protein of 228 amino acids. Lineage: Eukaryota; Metazoa; Chordata; Actinopteri; Cypriniformes; Nemacheilidae.